Messenger RNA from Hibiscus syriacus, 1060 nucleotides. RefSeq names its product cyclin-U3-1-like. The transcript has 3 exons. The coding region runs from base 181 to 837 and encodes 218 amino acids. NCBI's taxonomy places the organism in Eukaryota, Viridiplantae, Streptophyta, Magnoliopsida, Malvales, Malvaceae. The record is from RefSeq and is a predicted model, not a curated record. Gene Ontology annotation, biological process: regulation of cyclin-dependent protein serine/threonine kinase activity. Gene Ontology annotation, molecular function: protein kinase binding.
AAAAAAACUGUUCUUUUUUUCUCUGUCUCUGCAAUAAAGUGGAAGAACCAGACAGAGAGAGAGAUGUUUGGUCGAUCUAUCCCUCUUAUGUCUAUCUUGUUUUGUAUAAUAAACAAAAGAAGAAGCUGAUUCAGGGAUACUGUGAAAGAAGCUUCAAAAGAUUUUUUUUUCAGGUUAGCUAUGGGAACUCCUGCAAUCGAUACCUCUGGUGUGGAUUCGGAUAUAUACAGUGCGUUGGGAUUCAAAGAAUUGGGUAAAGGAGUUGUUGGAACUCCACGGAUUUUAUCACUUCUUUCUUCACUACUCGAGAAAUCUGUCGAAAAGAAUGAAACGGAAUCGGAGACGGUGAACUUUAAAGAUGAUGUUGCAAUCUUUCAUGGUUUAAGAGCUCCCACCAUAAGCAUUCAGCAUUAUAUUGAUCGUAUCUUCAAGUAUGCUGGCUGCAGUCCUUCGUGCUUUCUCGUUGCGUACAUUUAUGUGGACAGAUUCGUUCAACAAACCGAUGUGCAUUUGACUUCCCUUAAUGUCCAUCGUCUCCUUAUAACCAGUGUAUUGGUGGCCGCAAAAUUUGGUGAUGAUGCGUUUUUCAACAACGCAUACUACGCUCGAGUGGGCGGGGUAAGCACAGCUGAGUUGAACAGGUUGGAGAUGAGUUUCUUGUUCAGUCUAGAUUUCAGACUUCAAGUAACCGUCAAUACGUUCCAAAGAUACUGUUCCCAGCUGCAAAAGGAAUCUUUGGACGUUCAUCAAAUCGAACGGCCAAUCCGAGCCUGUGGUAUUAAAGAUACUUGGCAGAGCAAAAGUGAUAAAAAAUGUGCUACCACAAUUUUGAGAUGAAGAUACGGAGCUUGUCGACAUCGGGUGAUACAUACGGAUGCCGAAAAUGUAGGUUUAGUGAUGAUUCUUGAAGAAACAGCAAAGCUUGGUCCUUUUACGUCAGUUGUGUGGGCGUUAGUUAGCAUGAUGGUUUCCAUCGUUUUCAUGAAGGUUUGUUAUUACUUAGCGUGCAUCUUGUGUUAUUGCUUUUGUAGCGCAAAAGGCAAUGUUGUUGUUGUAUAUU